CGCUUGCAGAGGCGCUGUACAGUCAAACACAGACAGCGCCACUGAAACACGGCAACGUACAAGGAGAAUGCGUAGUGUAAUAUAACAAGUAUGUCAACGUUGACAGUAAAAGAACAAAGUGGCUGUAAACAACUGUUGAAAUUGUUAUCCAAUGAUGACUUGUUGGCUCUUAAAGAUACAGUAACAAAUCGACUGAUCGAUGUAGAAGGUACAGAAGAAGCCAUUGAGGCCAUCAUAACUUACUCCCAGGAUGCCGAAGAGCUACUAAAGAGAAAAAAGGUCCAUCGUGAUGUCAUUUUUAAGUAUCUUGCCAUUGAAGGGGUUGCCAUGCUACCGAACGCUGAUAAACAUCAGUUGAUCAGGAGGACCCUUGAGUUUUGGUCAUCUGGUGAGGUGAGUGGGAAGAGCACAACUGUUUCUUCGCAUAACAUUGGGGAUGGUCUAUCAGAUGUCACAGCUUUGGGAAAACAGUUUUGCCAAUGGUUUUUCAGCAUUCUCAACUCUCAGAACCCCACAUAUGGCGAGCCGGUGCAGGAGUGGGGUCCUCAGCAUUUCUGGCUAGAUGUGAGAUUGCGGCUUCUGUUAUGCACCGGAGAGCAGCGUUUAGACGAGUUUAAUGGAGCAGAACUGGUUAGUCAGCGGCUUCAUGCUCUUGUAGGACAAGAACGUCUGUUGUUCUGCCCAAACCUGGAGGGUCAUGGGUUGAAGUGUAUUUCUUCACCUCAUGGAUUGGUGUUAGUGGCAGUAGCAGGAACCAUCCACCGUGACAAUGCCUGUCUUGGGAUUUUUGAGCAGGUGUUUGGGCUCAUUCGUUCACCGCUGGACAAUAAUCACUGGAAGAUAAAGUUUGUAAAUGUGAAAGUAGAACCACAAAGUGGCAUCACAGACAGAGAUUUACCAAUAAUUACAUAUGAUUCAAAUCAGUUGCUAAGCCUUUGCGAUUGAGAAUCACAGAACGACAUGUUGUCUUGUGGUCAUGUUUUAAAUUGAGAAUAUACCAACAGUUAUACAGUAGGUGAUAUUUUGUUCCAUGGGCUAUUUCUUUAGAUCGAUUUAAAUGUAAAAUGUAUGAAAGUUUGAUUCAAUUUAACCAUAUUACGCCCAGUGAGUUUGGCCCUACACAAAGUCUAAAACAAAGAAAUAUAUAUAUAUAAACAUAUUUUAUUAAACAGACACACUGACAGUUUUUUUUCUGUACCAGUAAAAGUCUUUUAUUUUAUUUUUAUUUUUUAGGAACACUGAGAGUGUUAUUUUAUGUUAUUUCCUGUAAAUUUUUUGUGUUAGGGGAUUUUUAGAUUUUCCUCUACAUAUAGGCAAAUUUUUUUAUACUGUAGAAAUCUACCAAAUGAAAAAGUGUUGGUCUUUUCUUAAGAAUCAUGUGUCAUAUAUUUUAUUGAUUUUGCUUAUAGAAUUUUCCACCUGAAUACAAUAGUGAAUACUGUUGAAACUGUUCUUAAACUUAUUUUUUUACCUUUUUUAUGGUCUAAAAUCAAUGGCUGUGUCUCAACCCUCUCCCUAGCUCCCGAGGUCGUGAAUCAGUAUAUCGUGUAUGCAUAUUUGGGCACUGGUAAGAACUCUAGCUCACUUCACAUUGGGACACUGUUCACUUAUUUUUUUUCUGUGACGUGACUGCUUAAUCUUGUCUGUUUAUUUACAGCUGUUUUUCAUCAACAACCGGCAAAACCAACAUCUCUCUGACUUAAUUAUGAAAAACACUCAUUAUUCUCUUACAUAUCUGUGCAUAAAUUUAGAGGAAUAUUACAUUUAAAUAUUAAGUAGAUUGUGGUCCCUUCCUGUCUAGCAAUGUGAUUUAUAUUAAAACUAAAGCAAACGAUUUUCAGUUGGAGAGCUUCAAAAAAGGUCACCUGAUUUCCGGUAAGGGAACAUACCAAUUUUGCGAUUAAGACCGCCAUUAAAGCAACACUAAAGACUUUUUGCUCUUUGCUCCCCCUACAGGUUGAAAGCGGAAUUGUCCAUUACCACUAUCAUAAAUAAUUUAGCCUACUGCAGCAAAGCUGGCUCUGAUUGGAUAGUAGGUCUGCCGUAAAGCAAGUUUUUGUAGUUUUCACUCAAACUACAGGACCACGACCCGACGGUUGGAAACUUCUUUAGUGCGGUUUUGGCCGAUAGAGGGCUGCAAAGCGAAUGUGAAAGUGCCGUUUACCCUGUUUCGAGUGGAUGAAAGACUGAAACUUUUUAAGGUAAAAAAAAAACUCUUUAGUGUUGCUUUAAAAUGGCAGACUCCCCGAUCAGUGCCCUGACUACGAACAAGGAAGCUGAUUGAAACACAGCCAAUGAUUCUCUACCUUUUUUGUGGUUUUCAUUUUGCAAGAAUCCUCUUUACCUCCAUUAAUGUUUAACAUUUUACUAAAAAAAUUCAAAACUA
Misgurnus anguillicaudatus (oriental weatherfish) is the source of this 2386-nucleotide messenger RNA. It is a transcript of the gene c17h3orf38, whose product is annotated as chromosome 17 C3orf38 homolog. NCBI's taxonomy places the organism in Eukaryota, Metazoa, Chordata, Actinopteri, Cypriniformes, Cobitidae. The record is from RefSeq and is a predicted model, not a curated record.